GUUCACUCAUGGGCCGUUCUAGUACUUCCUGGAAUGCCCCAACAGUUUACGUAGUACGGACUACGGAGUAUUUAUUUAUACAAGUUCCAACUUCUAGCAACGUUUGAAACUCCCCGACAGUCUGAGACCACUUCCACCUCCCCUGAUUUUUUCCCGAAUUCAAGAUUCCCUUUCACUUGCCGGAGAAGCAGCUAUCAAUGGCAACCACGCCGUCUUUUGUCGGCGCCCAGUGCUACUUCCACCCCUCCAAUAGAGCACCCCCGUUUUGUUUUCAGCCGCCACUAUCCGUUAACGUCUGGGCGAAACCCCAGCGGUUAAGAACUCUUAAUUCACUUAAAUUUAACAGGAGGGGUCCAAUUCUGACAAAAAAGUCGAGGUCUUUAGUUUUCCGGUGUGAGGCCACCGCCGGCGGAAAGGCUGUUUCGCAGCAAGACUUCACAGAGAUGGCGUGGCAAGCUAUAGUGCUGUCCCCGGAAGUGGCUAAAGAGAACAAGCACCAGAUAGUGGAGACGGAGCACUUGAUGAAGGCGCUAUUGGAGCAAAAGAAUGGGCUUGCCCGCAGGAUUUUUUCCAAGACUGGGGUAGACAAUACUCGUUUGCUUGAAGCCACUGUUCGUUUCAUUGAGCGCCAACCAAAGGUUCUUGGUGACUCAGCAAGCUUAAUGUUGGGACGAGAUAUGGAAGCCUUGAUACAGCGGGCCAGAGAAUUAAAGAAAGAAUAUGGUGAUUCGUUUGUGUCAGUGGAACACUUGGUGCUUGCUUUUGGACAAGACAGACGUUUCGGGAAGCAACUGUUUAAAGAUUUUCAAAUUACUGAUAAGACUCUAAAAGUUGCCAUAGAAGCCAUUAGGGGACGGCAAACCGUUACUGAUCAAGAUCCUGAAGGGAAGUAUGAAGCUUUGGAAAAAUAUGGAAAAGAUUUAACUGCUAUGGCAAGGGCAGGAAAGCUUGAUCCUGUUAUAGGCCGAGAUGAUGAGAUACGUAGAUGCAUUCAAAUCCUUUCCAGAAGAACUAAGAAUAAUCCUGUUCUAAUUGGAGAGCCAGGUGUUGGAAAAACUGCAAUUUCUGAAGGGCUAGCACAGAGAAUUGUGCAGGGAGAUGUCCCACAAGCUUUGAUGAACAGAAGGUUGAUAUCCCUUGAUAUGGGAGCACUUAUUGCUGGUGCAAAGUAUAGGGGUGAAUUUGAAGAUAGGCUAAAGGCGGUGCUCAAGGAAGUGACUGACUCUGAUGGGCAGAUUAUCCUUUUCAUUGAUGAGAUUCACACUGUUGUUGGUGCAGGUGCCACCAAUGGUGCAAUGGAUGCUGGCAAUCUCUUGAAGCCCAUGCUUGGCCGUGGAGAGUUGCGUUGUAUCGGUGCAACCACAUUGGAUGAAUACAGAAAAUAUAUUGAAAAAGAUCCCGCAUUGGAGCGGCGUUUCCAGCAAGUCUAUGUUGAUCAGCCUACUGUUGAAGAUACAGUAUCUAUACUUCGUGGACUAAGAGAAAGAUAUGAGCUCCAUCAUGGGGUCCGAAUAUCUGACAGUGCUUUAGUUGAUGCUGCCGUUCUUUCUGACCGUUACAUUAGUGGACGCUUUUUACCUGACAAAGCUAUUGAUUUAGUUGAUGAAGCUGCAGCAAAACUGAAAAUGGAAAUUACUUCAAAACCCACAGCACUUGAUGAGAUCAACCGUGCAGUUCUUAAGAUGGAGAUGGAAAGGCUAUCACUUUAUAAUGAUACAGACACAGCAUCAAAAGAUCGCUUAAAUCGUCUUGAGGCUGAAUUGUCUGUACUAAAGCAGAGGCAAUCUGAGCUGAAUGAGCAGUGGGAACAUGAGAAGAAUGUCAUGACGCGCUUACAGUCCGUCAAGGAAGAGAUAGACAGAGUGAAUCUUGAGAUCCAACAGGCAGAGCGGGAGUAUGAUCUCAACCGCGCUGCUGAACUCAAGUAUGGUAGCCUGAACUCAUUGCAGCGUCAACUUGACAUUGCAGAGAAAGAGUUAGACGAAUAUAUGAAGUCUGGGAAGUCCAUGCUUAGAGAAGAAGUUACUGGGAACGACAUUGCAGAGAUUGUCAGUAAAUGGACCGGAAUCCCUGUCUCUAAACUACAACAAUCAGAAAGGGAAAAGCUUCUACAUUUAGAAGAAGAGCUCCAUAAACGAGUUGUCGGUCAAGAUCCAGCCGUCACAUCAGUGGCAGAAGCCAUUCAGAGAUCUCGGGCUGGUCUUUCGGAUCCACACCGUCCAAUUGCCAGUUUCAUGUUCAUGGGCCCCACAGGCGUUGGAAAGACAGAGUUAGCUAAGGCACUCGCUACCUAUCUAUUCAACACGGAGGAAGCACUAGUCCGUGUUGACAUGAGUGAGUACAUGGAAAAACACGCGGUGUCAAGGCUGAUAGGGGCCCCACCCGGGUAUGUAGGUUAUGAAGAGGGUGGGCAGUUGACCGAGAUUGUUCGCAGGAGACCCUAUGCAGUUAUCUUGUUUGAUGAGAUAGAAAAGGCACAUGCUGAUGUGUUCAAUGUGUUUCUUCAAAUCUUGGAUGAUGGUAGGGUUACUGAUUCACAGGGGCGUACGGUCAGCUUCACUAACACUGUCAUCAUAAUGACAUCAAAUGUGGGGUCACAAUAUAUUCUUAAUUCACCUGCUGAUGGGAGUGAUGGGAGUUCGUCUAGUGAUUUAUCUUAUGAAACUAUAAAGCAGAGGGUGAUGCAGGCUGCUAGGGCAAUUUUCCGCCCUGAAUUCAUGAACCGUGUUGAUGAAUACAUAGUGUUCCAGCCUCUUGACCAAGAUCAGAUUAAUAGUAUCGUCAGGUUACAGUUGGGACGCGUACAGCAAAGAUUAGCGGACAGGAAAAUAAAGCUGCAAGCGACCGAAGCUGCAAUUCAACUGCUGGGGAGCCUCGGGUAUGAUCCUAGCUAUGGGGCGAGGCCCGUGAAGAGAGUCAUCCAGCAGAACAUUGAAAACGAGGUAGCAAAGGGUAUUUUGAGAGGUGACUUUAGAGAUGAGGACACUAUUUUGGUUGACACUGAGGUCAGCGCUUUCUCCAAUGGACAGCUUCCUCAAACUAAACUUGUUUUCAAAAGAGAGUCUGCUUCCCCUUCGGGUAAUUCCCUUGUCAACCAAGAAGCAGCAUCUUUCAUCUCCCAAUAAAAAGGAUGAGCCUUUCCAGCGCUUUUGUAAUGUAACUUGUUUGAAAUGUUUUCAUAUUUAAGCCAUUUUCCAGCAUGUAACACUUGUGUAAAGUUAAUUAUUUUCAUAUGGGUUGUGAAAACUUAUAAUGUCUGUUUCUGAGCGGAUACAUGUUUUAAUAGUAAUAAUAAUGUAGAGUUCUUUUCAAUAUUUAGUCCUAUCAUAUUGUGGUAACGAUGUGGUUGUUUAAGCUUUUUUACCGUCUCA
Messenger RNA from Cuscuta europaea, 3371 nucleotides. NCBI's taxonomy places the organism in Eukaryota, Viridiplantae, Streptophyta, Magnoliopsida, Solanales, Convolvulaceae. The record is from the annotation of a GenBank genome assembly.